Haemorhous mexicanus (house finch) is the source of this 2863-nucleotide messenger RNA. It is a transcript of the gene RPA1, whose product is annotated as replication protein A1. The record is from RefSeq and is a predicted model, not a curated record. Bases 117 to 1958 code for a protein of 613 amino acids. Gene Ontology annotation, molecular function: damaged DNA binding; single-stranded telomeric DNA binding. NCBI's taxonomy places the organism in Eukaryota, Metazoa, Chordata, Aves, Passeriformes, Fringillidae. The transcript has 17 exons. Gene Ontology annotation, cellular component: nucleus; DNA replication factor A complex. Gene Ontology annotation, biological process: nucleotide-excision repair; meiotic cell cycle; telomere maintenance via telomerase.
GGCGGGGCACACACGGCGUGGCGUGAGGCGGCGACGGAAGGAGGAGGUGGCGGCAGCGGCGGCGGGAGGAUUUGGCGGCAGCGGCGGGAGGAUUUGGCGGCAGCGGCACCGGCACCAUGAGCGUGCGGCUGAGCGAGGGGGCCAUCGCGGCCAUAAUGCAAGGGGAGGAAGUCUCCAAGCCUGUGCUGCAAGUCAUCAAUACACGGGCUAUUGCCACAGGAACUGGGCCCCCACGUUACCGAGUGCUGAUGAGUGAUGGGGUGAACACCCUCUCCUCAUUCAUGUUGGCAACACAGCUGAACUCCCUGGUGGAAGAGGAACGCUUGUCAGCCCGGUGUGUUUGCCAGGUUAACAGAUUCAUUGUCAACAGCCUGAAAGAUGGAAGGAGAGUGGUGAUCCUGAUGGAUGUAACAGUCCUGCAAAGUGCUGAUCAGGUUGGUGGGCCUAUUGGCAAUCCCCAGCCAUACAAUGAGGGACAAGGGCAACGUUCUGCAGCUCCAGCAGGAAACCCAGCAGCCAGCAAACCACAGCAGCAAAAUGGCAAUUUGUCUGGAGCAGGUCCUGCUGCUCCCAAGUACUACGCUCCCUCCAACCAGUUUGGAAAAGCGAGUGCUCCCAGUGCCAUGAAGACACCUGGGGGGUCUCAGAUCAAAGUGGUGCCAAUUGCCAGCUUGAAUCCAUACCAGUCCAAGUGGACCAUUUGUGCUCGUGUUACCCAAAAAGGUCAGAUCCGCACGUGGAGCAACUCUCGUGGGGAAGGAAAGCUCUUUUCCGUAGAGCUGGUUGAUGAAAGUGGUGAGAUUAGAGCUACUGCAUUCAACGAUCAAGCAGACAAGUUCUUUCCACUCAUUGAAUUGAACAAGGUAUAUUAUUUUACCAAAGGCAAUUUGAAGACUGCUAACAAGCAAUAUACAGCUGUUAAGAAUGACUAUGAGAUUACAUUCACUAAUGAGACUUCAGUUGUGCCCUGUGAUGAUGCCCAGCAUCUUCCAUCUGUUCAGUUUGAUUUUGUAUCCAUCUCUGACUUGGAGAACACGCCCAAAGACUCGAUUGUUGAUGUAAUUGGAAUUUGCAAGAGCUACGAAGAUGUCACUAAAAUUACAGUGAAAGCUAACAAUAGGGAGGUUUCAAAGAGGAACGUGCAUCUGAUGGAUACAUCAGGGAAACUGGUGACAGCUACACUGUGGGGAAAUGAGGCUGAACAGUUUGAUGGUUCCAGACAACCUGUGAUUGCCAUCAAAGGAGCCCGUGUCUCUGACUUUGGUGGCAGAAGCCUGUCUGUCCUGUCCUCCAGCACAGUUGUCAUCAACCCUGAUAGCCCAGAGGCUUUCAAACUCCGAGGAUGGUUUGACUCUGAGGGUCAGCUUCUGGAAUGUACCUCCAUCUCUGAUGUGAGGGGUGGGCCAGCAGCUGGAGCAAAUACCAACUGGAAAACUUUGUUUGAAGCCAAAUCUGAGAACUUGGGACAAGGAGAUAAGGCAGAUUAUUUUAGCUGUGUGGGCACAAUUGUACAUCUGCGCAAAGAGAACUGCAUGUACCAGGCAUGUCCCUCUCAGGAUUGCAACAAGAAAGUGAUAGACCAGCAGAACGGACUUUACCGCUGCGAGAAGUGUGACCGCGAAUUCCCCAACUUCAAGUACCGCCUGAUGCUCCUGGUGACCAUUGCAGACUGUCUGGAGUAUCAGUGGGUGACUUGUUUUCAAGACACAGCAGAAUUCAUUCUUGGCCAAAAUGCAGCUUUCCUGGGAGAACUGAAGGAAAAGAACGAGCAGGCUUUUGAAGAAGUGUUCCAAAAUGCAAACUUCAACACCUACGAGUUCAGGAUCCGGGUGAAACUGGAGACUUACAACGAUGAAUCUCGUAUUAAGGCCACAGCAAUGGACGUCAAACCCGUGAACUACAGAGAAUACAGCAAGAGGUUGAUUGCCAACAUCAGGAGAAAUGCUCAGCUGGGAUGAGGAGGCCAGUGCUGGCUGCUUGAGCCUAGAAUUUCCAGGAAAAACUCAAUAGAUUAACGUUACAUUGACAUUUCCCCCACCUCUGUGUGACAGUUGGGCAUUAGUUACAUCCAGCCUAGUGGGCUGAGUGAUUUUUGCAUUUCUCUGGAGAUGUGCCCUGGGAGGUAGGAGUGCACUCUGAUGGCCACCACUUUGCAGCCUGUUGUGUUCUGUUAAACUCUGUCAGAGCUGAAGAGGAAUCUCUAGACAGAUUGCCAAGGUCUUUAGACAAACCACUCAGAAUGUCUGAAGUAACUUUGCUCUCUUCCUAUAUGUAAAGCUGAAUUAUAUAACCAUUUUGUCUUCUUUGCAAGGGAGUAGUGACAACCUUGACACUUUGACUUGUUCAGCAGAGGGCAGGAGGAGCAGUGUCAUGGAGCUUUCAGAUCUGGACAGAAGAGAACAGGUCUAUUAGUACAAGUUAGUUCCCUUCCAUAGAAUUCAAAGGCUUUCACUUUCCACAGGUGCCAUGCAGUUGUUAAUGCUUGGAAUGGCAAUAUGGUAGAAUUAUUAAUCAAAGACAUAUCUCUUAUAUCUGAAGAAUAUCCUUCCUUCAGGGUUUAAUAGACUGAGUCAGAUGGGUCUGAUAUUAAUCAAAAUUGUCUCUUCUGAGGAAGGCAGAUAAGCAUUGACUCUCCAUCCCCCAGGGAAAUCCAGGCAACUACAAAGCAUUGCUUUAGUUUUCUCUUCAAUUAAUACUAUGGAUUUCUGACUGAUUUUUUUUUGGCUUCACAAUUCCUGCCUAUACAUGUUUUGUAUGUUUGUAUGUUGAGUUUCUUUGGUUUUGUUUGUAAUGAUGUUAAUCAGAAAGAGGUCUUUAAGUGGGGGGUGCUUUGUUUCAAUAAACACUGUUUAAUUCCUGUGUA